AUGCUCGUCAGCCUGCUCACCGUCGGCCUCCUCGCGAUGGCCAUGCAGUCCCCAUUCCCCGCCGCCCACGCUCACGAGCUCUCCCUCGAGUCCCUGCCCCCCGCCGCGCAGCACCUUUUCCACUCCUCCAUGUCCUAUGUUUCGUCCUACUUCGACCCGUCCGCGUCCUACCUCCUCUCCUCCGACCCCGGCACGCCCGGCGCGCACGACACGCGCUCGUCCGCGAUGUACGCCGUGGGGCUGCUGCUGAGGUUCGACGAAGGAGACGUGGAGAGGGCCGUGGAUAUCAUCGAGCGCGUCGCGGGGACGCAGUAUGCGAACGCCAGCAUGCCGUGGUACGGGACGUACCCGCACGCGCCGGAGGAGCCUACCUCGGGUGGGUACUACGGUGAUGUGAUAUACACGAAUUGGGACCCCAACUGGCGAGACUUCAUCGGCACAGCAUGGUGCCUCGCCCUCGCCACGCGCUCCCACCUCCUGCCCUCCCCCACCAUCAAGACCAUCGAGCGCUCCCUCCUGCUCGCCGCCGAGGGCGUGCUCACGCGCUACCAGGGCCGCGGGCCGUACGCCAACGCGGUGAACGUCGAUAAUACGAAGGACAACUACGACGCGGCAUACACGAACCCCUGGCUGAUGAGCACGUUCCUCCUGAGCUACGUCGGGCACCGCAUGGGCCGCGCGGACCUGAGCGCGCGCGGGGAGGCGGACGCGCGGGCGAUUUAUGAGCUGUUCACGUACGGCGGGUUCGAUACGUUCGCGGAGUAUAACUCGGGGACGUACACGGGCGUCGACGUGUACGCGCUGGCGCUCUGGAUCGGCUUUGCCCCGCCGAACAGCACGCUGAAGGAGUACGGCACCUACAUGCUGCGCCGCACGAUGGAGGACCUCGGCACGCUGUACAACGCGGGGCUGCGCAACCUCGCGGGGCCGUUCGACCGGACGUACGGCUUCGACCAAACGCGGUACCACUCCGUCCUGGGGUACUUCAUCGCGUCCCUCCUCCCGUCCCCCGCCACGCCCGCGCCGAUACCGAGCUCGCUCCCCGGGUCGCUCCACAUCAACGACUACGCGUGCUUCCCGUUCCUCGCCGCCCCGCUGAGCGGGGUCGUGAAGGCCGUCACGCCGGGGUGGGUGCUGGACAGCUUCGCGCGGUUCGAGAAGGGGGCGGAGCGCACCCUGAAGAGGCAAGUGCGCACGAACACGGUGGACCCUACCGCUGUGCGGAACGUCACGGCGUGGCUGGGCGACGGGAUCAGCAUCGGCGGGCAAUCCCUCGACGAGCCCUACGUCCGCCAAUCCUCCAUGGUCGCCGCCCUCAUCCAGUGGGCGCUCCCCCCUAAGUCCAGCACACCCUCACAGCCCCCACGCGUAGGUUACAUCGCGCUGUCCCCGCCGACCGCGUCCGUCGUGCACGCCACCGCCUCCCCCGGCAUCCUCGAGAUCUCCUUCCCGCCCUCUGCGCGCGCAGACGGGACGAACGCGACGCUGCCGAGCACGGUCGUGUUCGCCGGGGGCGGGUUCGAGUGGGCGGAGUACGAACACAACGCGGGGAAGGGGCUGGCGGGCGUGCCCGGGUUGAGUGUGAGUGUAGAGACGAGCGGCUUGGGGGAGGCGGGCGUGGCGUAUAAUGGGAGUAGUAGUUUCAACGGGUUUCAUUCGUGGUAUAUCACGUACCCUGUGACGGCCAGCUGGCCGGAUGUACCGUCGAUUCGAAUCACGGUUAGUCGCUAAACCUGCUAUGCGAUGGACGAACUUGUCCGUUUGGUCACCAUCCUUUAGUGGUGGAGGUUCCCCAUUCGGACUCUUGAAGUGCCAUAUUGUACACAGCAGUUUUCGAUAAGAUGUUUCUCUCCCCCUUGUCCUAUUCAUGUGCAGGACGUUUCCG
Molecule: messenger RNA, 1885 nt
Organism: Gloeophyllum trabeum ATCC 11539
Lineage: Eukaryota; Fungi; Basidiomycota; Agaricomycetes; Gloeophyllales; Gloeophyllaceae
Exons: 8
Coding region: 1-1731 (576 amino acids)
Source: RefSeq, a predicted model, not a curated record